AUGCUCCGCUGGACCCGCUUUUUGUCCACCCACAGCAGGACUCUCCGAAUCUCCCCAGAGGUCACCCAGGCCCUCCAAGAAAACGUGCCUGUCGUUGCCUUGGAAUCCACAAUCAUCACCCACGGCUUCCCGUAUCCGGCCAAUCUUGAAAUGGCACGUGCCGUCGAGCGGAAGAUCAGAGACCACGGCUGUGUACCGGCAACAUGUGCCUUUCUCAAAGGCGUGCCCCACGUCGGUCUCAGUGACCGGCAGAUCGAAAACUUGGCAGAACUCAAAACGGCCAAUAAAGUGUCGAGGCGUGACAUUGGCGCCACCAUGGCCCAACGGCUCGACGGGGGCACAACCAUUGCCGGCACCAUGAUUCUAUCCCACAUGGCAGGCAUCGACGUUUUUGCCACCGGCGGCCUCGGCGGCGUCCACCGGGACGGCCACAUAACCAUGGAUGUAAGCGCCGACUUGACUGAGCUAUCACGCACCCCUGUCACCGUGGUGUGUGCCGGGCCAAAACUGAUUUUGGACAUCGGCCGCACUAUGGAGUUCUUAGAAACACAGGGUGUGUUUGUGGGCACGUACAACGACGACGGGCGUGCACGGGUGGAAAUCCCGGGCUUUUUCUGCCGGUCCUCGGGCGUCAAGUCGCCAUACUCGUUUUCUUCCUGGAGGGAAAUGGCAUCCAUUGUCCACAACCAGAACAGAGUGAUGGGGCUCAGUUCAGGAAGCCUCGUGUGCGUGCCGCCGCCGUCUGAAACGGCUCUUUCCAGUGACUUGAUCGAUGGCAUCAUCAACAAUGCCAGUAUGGAGGCGCUUGCACAGGGUGUUCUGGGCAAGGAGCUCACGCCGUUUUUGCUCGCCAAGAUUGCGGCUGCGACGGGCGGCCAAUCUGUCGAGUGCAACAAGCAGUUUGUCAUCAAUAAUGCCGAGGCCGCCUGCGCCAUUGCCAAAGAGCUUGGAGACUUGAAGACAGGCUCGGGGCCCGUGAAUGCGGUCGAUACCAUGGUCAUUGGCCUGGUGGCCCUCGACACCAUAUGCACGUUGCAACAGGAGCCCGUGAUGGCGGAUUCCAACCCAGGGAAAAUGGCCGCCGGUCUAGGCGGCGUGGGUUUCAACGUGAGUCUUGCUCAUCUCUACGGGCUCCAGAACCAAGGCAUCAAGGCCAACUUGCGAUUUAUCUCGGCUGUGGGCGACGAUUUGCCGGGCACUUCGAUAAUCAAAUCCUUGGAGGAACGCACGCACGACGUGUCUGGGAUCAAAGUCUACAAGGACGAAUCCUCGGCACAAUAUACUGCCAUGUUGAGCCCCCUGGGAGAGUUGGUCAUGGCAUGUGCAGACAUGAAGAUCUUCGAGAAAGAGCAUUUCGCCACGCACGUGGGAAAAGAACUUGCCAGAGCCCGGCCACGUGUUGUGGUGACGGACUGCAAUCUUCUGGCUGCUUCGCUAGACGCGGUUAUGGCAGCUUGCCAGUUGAUGCCCUCCAGACCAAUCGUUAUUGUGGAGCCCACGUCGAAGCCGAAACUGGCAAGAUUGAGCCAGGUCAAUUCCGCCAACCUCCGCGUUUUUCCAAAUAACACGGUGCUGUUGAUCACACCCACGGUAGCCGAACUUGAGCAGAUACAUGCCUCGUUCAGCCAGAGAGAGUUUUUCGACGACUACGACAGCUGGUUUCCUGCUCUUGACAGUUUGGGCAUCGACGCAGGUUUCAGGGAUAAGUUGCAUGCACUUGGGCUCAAAUUCCCGGCCUUGAAAGACCUUCUGAAAACAGGCACCUUCCAACAAGCUUUCCAAGUCCUUCCGUACGUGCCGAAUAUUUUGGUGAAAAUGGGCCGGUAUGGCUGUGUCUUGAUCAAGCUCAGCACCAACGUCAACGACUACAAGUCUGUCCCUACGACUUCCAAAUUCAGGCCCACUGCGACCUUAGUCUCGAGCGGGAAACCACAUGAUGACAACAAGAGGUUCGGCAUUGUCGUUGAGUAUUUCGAUAUUCCCCACGAAAACAAGAGCAUCGACAUCGUCAACGUGACAGGUGCGGGCGACUCUUUUUUGGGCUACUUGAGUGCGUCGCUUCUCAAGGAAAACUGGCUUGUGCCAGAAAUCGAAUCUCUAGAACAGGAGUGGGGGAAAUGGGAAGCCGUCUACAAAUCCCAGCUCGCUAGCGGAAAAAGCCUACAGAGCCUGUCGGCGAUCAGCGAGAAAAUCUUGGAGAUCUGA
This is a messenger RNA of Metschnikowia bicuspidata var. bicuspidata NRRL YB-4993, 2205 nucleotides long. RefSeq lists its product as uncharacterized. Bases 1 to 2205 code for a protein of 734 amino acids. Gene Ontology annotation, molecular function: pseudouridylate synthase activity. The record is from RefSeq and is a predicted model, not a curated record. NCBI's taxonomy places the organism in Eukaryota, Fungi, Ascomycota, Pichiomycetes, Serinales, Metschnikowiaceae. The transcript has 3 exons.